Spirodela intermedia is the source of this 246-nucleotide messenger RNA. NCBI's taxonomy places the organism in Eukaryota, Viridiplantae, Streptophyta, Magnoliopsida, Alismatales, Araceae. The record is from the annotation of a GenBank genome assembly.
AUGGGUUCCCGAUUCUCCGCAGCCCUCUUGCUUCUCCUCCUCGCGGUCGUCUCCCUCAACUCCGGCGUGGCUCCGGCGGAGGGCGCCACCGGGAACCUCUGCGGGCGCUUCCCGCCGGAGGAGUUCUGCAACAUCAACUGCCUCGUCCCCGACCCGGUGUGUGGGGCCAACGGGGUCACCUACAUCUGCGGCUGCGUGGAAGCCGACUGCAAUGGCGUCCGAGUCGUGAAACUGGGGGAAUGCUAG